This is a messenger RNA of Pollicipes pollicipes, 372 nucleotides long. RefSeq lists its product as uncharacterized. NCBI's taxonomy places the organism in Eukaryota, Metazoa, Arthropoda, Thecostraca, Pollicipedomorpha, Pollicipedidae. The record is from RefSeq and is a predicted model, not a curated record. The transcript has 2 exons. Bases 1 to 372 code for a protein of 123 amino acids.
AUGCGGUGUCGGCGUGCCACCAGCCCAGCGCCGUCCAAAGACCGGCCCAAGAGCAAGCGGCCGGCGCAGACCAAGAAGGAUGUCGGCUCGAAGGGCAGCGCCCAAACCGCCAAACGCGGCGGCAAGCAGGCGCGCGACGACUCGGAGCGACGCACGGCCGCCGACGACGUCGCCAGCAGGGGCUACGGCGCUGCGGAGUCGGCCGCCAUCAUCCAGCUGCAGGCGUUCGCCCGGAAAAUCCUGGCCAAACGGAUGUUGCACGCGCACCGGGCCGGCACGUCCGAGCACCAGCGCGUGCAGGCCGAGCUGGCGCGUGCCACGCCCCAGCUGCAACAGCAGGCCGACCAGCUGGCCUCUGAGAUACUGAGGUGA